AUGAUCACAAAGCGCACGUUUGUGCUGGGCGUUACCGCCAGCGCAUUUCUGCCUGGCUUGCCUGCCCGGGCCCAUACGCCAACGCUCGACCCUAAAUUCCUGCCGCAAAAUGUCCGUAUGUCGGGCUAUGCGCCGGGCACCAUCAUCAUCGACCCACGCAACCAUUUUCUGUAUCUGCAGCAAGGCGGCGGACAGGCACGGCGCUAUGGCGUCGGCGUCGGCCGGGCAGGUCUGGCCUUCAAGGGCACGGCCGUCAUCGGCCGCAAGGCCGAGUGGCCUCGCUGGACACCAACCCAAAACAUGAUCCGCCGCGAGCCGGAGAAGUACGCCCGCUAUGCCGGCGGGGUCCCCGGCGGGCCGAACAAUCCGCUCGGCGCGCGGGCGCUUUAUCUCUACCGCAAUGGCAGAGACACGCUCUACCGGAUUCACGGCACCAACCAGCCGCAAUCCAUUGGGCAGUCGGUGUCCAAUGGCUGUAUUCGCAUGAUCAACGAUCAUGUGGUCGAUCUGUAUGAGCGCGUGCCGCUCGGCGCGAAGGUGGUGGUGCUAUGA
Messenger RNA from Effrenium voratum, 552 nucleotides. The record is from the annotation of a GenBank genome assembly. NCBI's taxonomy places the organism in Eukaryota, Dinophyceae, Suessiales, Symbiodiniaceae.